CAAACGAUAUGGUGAUUUGAGGAAUAAAAGUCUUGACAAUGUUAAAAAAGGAAAUGCCUUCGGCAGCCAGAGAGCCCGGAGAGGCCGGAGCAAAGAAAAGGAACAGAGGAAGAGGCUCGGAGAACAGAGGAACAGAGCCGCGCCGUGUGGGUGCGCUGGCUGACGGCCUCGUGGAGGAGCUCGGGUACCUGCGCCUGCCCGCUGAUGGAAUGGCCGUGGCCGCACAUCGCCUGCCCCGCUCCAGCAGGAGCUCUCCGAUGAAUAAAGGCGCCUGCGGCGGGAGCACUGGCUCCAACUCGAUUCGUUCGCCUCCCUCCCCGAUCCCCAGAUCCAAUCCAGGACGCGGCAUCGAUGGCGGCGAAGGUGCUCCAGCUCCGUAGCUCCGACGGCAAGGUGCUCGUCGCUCCGGCGUGGGACUAUCGCCCGACCGCCGCCCAAGCCCUCCCGCUGGAGAUGCGGGUGCCCUCGCGCACCCUCGAGAGGGUGCUCCAGUACUGGACCAAGCACAGCCUUGCCAAGGCCACCGGUGAGUCCCGGGAGUCCCUCGCCCGCUGGGACGCCGACUUCCAGCGCCGUCUCGACGAAGACGGCCUCGCCAAGGAGGCCGCUGCAGCCGCCCAAGAACUCCGCCGCUACGGUGUCGACCAUGGAGGGCGUCCCCAUCGCCACGGCGCCACGGCCGCAUCUGAUGUCGCUGCUCCUGCCAAGGCGGCCCGUGGUGAUCCCGUCCGUGUCUGGUGUGUCAACCGCGGAGAACGCAGCCAUGCGCCGGCGAUGCCCGGCUCCUUGGAUGCCUCUGAUAUUGCCUCUGCCGCGCGCCCUGGGCCUGCCACCACCUUGCCGGCUGCUACUGGUGCUGACCCCGUGGAUGUCCGGUGCGCCAUCCGUGCCCGUGGACGCCAGAUGGCUCAAGACGAGGAGUCCGCUUGCCACCACCGCAAGCGCCCGGCUUCCAAGGCUCCAAUCUGCCUGCCUGCGCCACUGCUGCUGCGCCUGUGAAGAAGGUCUCUCGUCAGGUCGCUUCCAAGGCUUGCUCUUUCGUCGGCUCUACACCACUGCCUGCCACUGCUGCUGCGCCCAGUGUGCAACCGAAGCCGCAGAUCAGCAUGCGCGAACUGAUCGAGAACGCUCGCCUCACCAUGGCUCGCCUCGACAAGGCUCGCUCUGCCUCCGAAGAAGAGGCCAGCCGUCGGCGCGACAUCGAGCGCAGCCGAGCGGAGGCCCAGCGAAAGGUGGAGCAGAUGGCGGACACCGUGCAGUUCAACGACCCCUGGAUCCAUUACUCCGACGUGACCAAGUCCCCUGAGGAGCUGCUCCAAGCACGACAGCAAGCAUGGCGUUAUCAAGCUCACCUCCUCGAGAUGGCUCGUCGACGGGACUUUGCUCAAGCGAUGCAAAUCCACGGGUGAUGGAAGCAGAGCAAGAAAUCAUCAACAGUGCAAGCUUCUUGGUGGUAGUCUUACAUCAGAGGAGAAGAGUCGGCAGUGAGAAAAGCAGAGGGAGCAGAGGAAUCUAGUUGCAAGCUACAAGUUGCCAACUAUGUAAUCUAGUUGCAAAUUUGUAGGAGUACUGCUGCUGCGCCUGUGAAGAAGGUCUCUCGUCAGGUCGCUUCCAAGACUUGCUCUUUCGUCGGCUCUACACCACUGCCUCUCACUGCUGCUGCGCCCGGUGUGAAGAAGAUGACUCCAGUAGUUUCAACUCUGCGCGCAAGAAGGGGGAUGGGGGAGCUCAGCUGCAAGAUUCUGAAGCAAAACCGUGUCACCGCUGCAGCACCAAGGAAGCAACCAAUUCCUUGGCUGCGUCCAGUGGUAUUACGCCUUCCCUAGUCUUUUAGUUGCUUCCUAAACCAUGCACACAUAAGUUUCAUUUAAUCUUUGUCCCUCUAGGUUCUGCACUUGCUUACCAACAUUUCUAGUGUUCUUUGAAUCCCGUUCAGUCAUUAGUAAUUUUACUAGAGUGUCAGCAGAGUCUCCAUCUAGCUAGGCAGCAAAAAUCUUGUUAAGAUGUGUACGACAUAGUUACACUACAUCCACACCUGGUCCUAAGUUAAGGGUUUAAGUAAAUAAAGGGCAUUUUCAAUAAAUCAAAGUGAAGCAGAUGAGCCAAAAAAAUUGGAAACUCAUGUACUGCAAUUCCGGCCCAAGACAGAGCGUAAAACGCACUCGCCGCAAAAUCCAAAAUGCCCGUUUGCUACCCGGCUUGUAGCAGGAAAAAAGGAGUAGAAUUGAACUUGUCGAUACACACAGUUAUCAUGUGAGCUGCCUAGCGUCUGGAGACUAUGCUGACUCUCCUGUAAAAUUAAUCUUGGCUGAAUUGGAUUCUUAGGCAUUGGCGUCUUGGUGAGUUAAAGUUGCAGUUUCCAACGAGUAACAUUGGUUACUGUGAACUCUUGUGUGUGUGUUUGUGGGUGAAGCUUUGGGCUAGGCAAGUCCUGAAUGUAUCGACUAUCAAGUCGUAUUGUAAUCAAUUUCAGACAUGAAUGAAAAAUUGUUGGCCAAGCAAGUCCUGAAUGUAUCGACUAUCAAGUCAUAUUGUAAUCAAUUUCAGACAUGAAUGAAAAAUUGUUGGCCUGAA
This is a messenger RNA of Aegilops tauschii subsp. strangulata, 2574 nucleotides long. RefSeq lists its product as uncharacterized. Lineage: Eukaryota; Viridiplantae; Streptophyta; Magnoliopsida; Poales; Poaceae. The record is from RefSeq and is a predicted model, not a curated record.